Molecule: messenger RNA, 1472 nt
Organism: Rhododendron vialii
Lineage: Eukaryota; Viridiplantae; Streptophyta; Magnoliopsida; Ericales; Ericaceae
Product: leucoanthocyanidin reductase-like
Exons: 5
Coding region: 221-1270 (349 amino acids)
Molecular function (GO): oxidoreductase activity
Source: RefSeq, a predicted model, not a curated record
AAGUGUAAAUGUUGAAGGGUAGCUAUGAAUUAAUUUGUUAUAUCUUAUUUUGUUUUUGUUAAAAAAUAAUAGUUUUUUAUUUAAAUACCAGCCCAUGAGCAUCCCCCUAUAUUUAGAAUUCAAAGAUUCCACCACUUAAGGACUAGAAACAGUAAGGGUUGGCGAAAGAGCAAAGAGGAGAGGGAGAGAGAGGGAGAGAGAGAAAUCGAGAGGUGGAAGCAUGACUGUGUCAACUUGUAUUGCUAGUGGUGGUGCGGCCAAGAGCCAGAGGGUCCUGAUAAUUGGAGCCACUGGGUUCAUUGGUCAGUUCAUUGCUGAAGCUAGUUUAAGUGGUGGUCGGCCCACUUAUCUUCUUGCCCGGUCUAGCUCUUCUCAUGCCAAAACUAUGAAAGUUCUCCAAGACAAAGGGGCCAUGAUCAUACAUGGUGUUAUGAAGGAUGAAGAGUUAAUGGAAAAGAUACUAAAGGAGAAUGAGAUCGAUAUAGUUAUAUCAGCUGUUGGUGGUGAGAAUAUCUUGGACCAGCUCAACCUUGUCCGUGCCAUCAAUUCGGUUGGAACCAUCAAGAGGUUCUUGCCAUCGGAGUUUGGGCAUGACGUUGACAGGGCGGAUCCGGUGGAGCCGGGUCUAACAAUGUAUAAAGAGAAGCGGAAGGUUCGACGGUUGACAGAGGAGUUGGGGAUUCCCUACACCUAUAUCUGCUGCAACUCCAUUGCUUCCUGGCCCUACUACGACAACACUCAUCCCUCCGAAGUCCUGCCUCCGUUGGAUGAGUUCCAAAUAUACGGUGACGGAACCGUCAAAGCUUAUUUUGUUGCGGGCUCUGAUAUCGGAAAAUUUACAAUCAAAGCUGCUGAUGAUAUUCGUACUUUGAACAAACAACUUCAUUUCCGACCAACGUGCAAUUAUCUGAAUAUAAAUGAACUUGCAUCUUUGUGGGAGAAAAAAAUUGGUCGAAGCCUCCCUAGGGUUACAGUCUCAGAAGAUGAUCUACUAGCUGCAGCAGCAGCGAAUAUCAUCCCCCAAAGUGUCGUUGCAUCUUUCACCCACGACAUAUUUAUUAGGGGGUGCCAAAUUAAUUUUUCAAUUGAUGGUCCUAAGGAAGUUGAAGUGUGCGAUCUCUACCCAGAUGAAUCAUUCAAAACCGUCGAAGAUUGCUUCGAAGAUUAUAUGAUUCGUGUUGAUGACACAAGCAAAGGCGAAGUCGCCAAUGGAAUCGUCGCGCAAAACCAUGUUGUUGAUGCGCUGCCAAUCACAGCAAUGUGCGCUUGAAUAGGGUUCUAGAAGUCUGACUAUUUUUCUUGGCAAAUAAAAUUGUGAGUCAAAUUGUUGCCCACUGUAAUUUGUUUCACGAUCAAUUUAUGAUUUCAUCUCGUAAUUCUAUGUGCGCUAGCUAAGCGUUCUAUAUAGUCCGACUAUUUUUUCUUGGCAACAAUUUUAUGAAUAAAAUUGGGAGUCAAAUUGUUGCCCACUA